Fusarium poae is the source of this 207-nucleotide messenger RNA. RefSeq lists its product as uncharacterized. The transcript is spliced from 2 exons. The record is from RefSeq and is a predicted model, not a curated record. Bases 1 to 207 code for a protein of 68 amino acids. Lineage: Eukaryota; Fungi; Ascomycota; Sordariomycetes; Hypocreales; Nectriaceae.
AUGUCUCAUCACACCCCUCCUACGAGUAGUUAUGAGUCUGAGUCUGAGGUUGGAAGACAAUUCAAAGUGUAUGUUGCUGACAAUGUGCGAAGACUACCUACUGUAUAUUCCACUUUUCUUGACUACAACUCAUACCAGCUGGUCAGCAACACACUCAACCACCAGAUAGCGGUCGAACCAACACUUCACCUCACUCAGGACAGAUGA